AUGAACUUGAAUGGGAACAAUUAUGCUCCAUGGAAGGCUCGCGUGAAGACCCUACUCCAAGCAAAGAGACUUUGGGAAAUCAACGAAGCUACUGUUUUUUUUAUGACUACGCUGUCAGAUGAAAUGGUGGUGGCUGUGAACAACAAGCGCUACGCAUACGAGAUCUUCGAGCACCUAGAGAAGACGUAUGAACCGCGCAGCUGGGGAUGCUUGUGUGCGCUUCGUGAACAGUUUGUAGCCCUGAAGUACCAGGACGGAGCUGACAUGCUGACACACAUCAACGGGCUAAAGACUUUGGCUGGUCGUCUUUCCAACCAAGGAAAGCCAGUAGAUGACACGGAGAAGGUGGACCAGCUGCUAAGCAGCUUGCCAAGGUCGGGGGACUCUUUCAAGAGCCACUACUACAUUCAGGAGACUCUGAUUGCGUGGAUUUCAAUGGAAACGAACGUCAUGGCCGAAGCGGCACGCUAA
Phytophthora infestans T30-4 is the source of this 471-nucleotide messenger RNA. RefSeq lists its product as uncharacterized. The record is from RefSeq and is a predicted model, not a curated record. Bases 1 to 471 code for a protein of 156 amino acids. The transcript is spliced from 3 exons. Lineage: Eukaryota; Oomycota; Peronosporomycetes; Peronosporales; Peronosporaceae.